Molecule: messenger RNA, 6210 nt
Organism: Phacochoerus africanus (Common warthog)
Lineage: Eukaryota; Metazoa; Chordata; Mammalia; Artiodactyla; Suidae
Gene: ABI3BP
Product: ABI family member 3 binding protein
Exons: 62
Coding region: 114-5075 (1653 amino acids)
Biological process (GO): positive regulation of cell-substrate adhesion; extracellular matrix organization
Molecular function (GO): protein binding
Source: RefSeq, a predicted model, not a curated record
CAGCUAAGUGCAGCCGCCCGCCUCUGUCACUGGGAGACAGUCCACUUAAAUGCAGCUCCAGGGUUGCAGGACCCCCACCAGCAUCACUCCCCGUGUGAGGUGGCAAAUGCAACAUGCUCUCCAGCUUGGGGUGUCUACUUCUCUGUGGAAGUAUUGCACUAGCCCUGGGAAAUGCACAGAAAUUGCCAAAAGGUAAAAAGCCAAACCUCAAAGUCCACAUUAAUACCACAAGUGACUCCAUCUUCCUGAAGUUCCUGCGUCCACAUCCUAAUGUAAAAUUGGAAGGUUUUCUGCUGGGAUAUGGCAGCAACUUAUCGCCAAACCAGUACUUUCCUCUUCCUGCAGAAGGGAAAUACACUGAGGCCAUAGUAGAUGCUGAGCCUAAAUAUCUCAUAGUUGUGCGACCUGCUCCUCCUCCCAGUCAAAAGAAGUCAUGCUCAGGUAAAACACGGUCUCGCAAGCCUCUCCAGCUGGUAGUUGGCACUCUGACACCAAGCUCAGUCUUCCUGUCUUGGGGCUUCCUCAUCAACCCUCAGCAUGACUGGACAUUGCCAAGUCAGUGUCCCAAUGACAGAUUUUAUACAAUUCGCUAUAGAGAGAAGGAUAAGGAAAAGAAAUGGAUUUUUCAACUCUGUCCAGCUACUGAAACAAUUGUGGAAAAUCUGAAGCCCGACACGGUUUAUGAAUUUGGAGUGAAAGACAAUGUAGAAGGUGGAAUUUGGAGUAAGAUUUUUAAUCACAAGACUAUUGUUGGAAGUAAAGGCAAAGUAAAUGGGAAAAUCCAGAGUACCUAUGACCAAGUCAACACAGUGCCAUCAUAUGUCCCGAGAAAAGUGAUCCCAGUAACAAUCAUCAAACAAGUGAUUCAGAAUGUUACUCACAAAGCUUCAGCUAAGUCCCCAGAUAGGACUCCCUAUGGAGGAACAAUACUAGUCCACCUUGUCAUUCCAGGUCUUAAUGAAACCACCGUAAAACUUCCUACCUCCAUAAUGUUUGAUAUAUCAAACGCACUCAAGACACAAUUAGCUAAGAAUGAAACCUUGGCAUUACCUGCUGAAUCUAAAACGCCAGAGGUAGAAAAAAUCCCAGCACAGCCCAUCACAGCAACUCCAGAAUCAGUGCCAAGAACCACUAAACCCACUGCGUCUAGCGCAUUAGACAUUUCAGAAACAACAUUGGCUUCAAGUGAAAAGCCAUGGAUUGUGCCUACAAGUAAAACAUCUGAAGAUUCCAAAAUUUUACCACCUCAAACUGCCGCUUAUGAUGUUUUCUCAAGCCCUACAACAUCAGAUGAGCCUGAAAUAGCAGAGCCCCACACAGCAACAAGCGAUCCAUUUCUGGAUUCUCUCCCACCUAAAACUUCUAGAACUCUUGAACAGCCAAGGGCAACACUGGCUCCAAGUGAAACACCAUUCGUUCCUCCAGAACUGGAAAUCUUUACCAGUCCUGAAAUGCAACCUACAACACCUGCUCCCCUGCAAACUACAUCUAUCCCUUCUACACCUAAACGACGCCUCAGGCCUAAAAUACCAAGAACUAAACCUGAAAGAACCACACGUCCUGGAAUAAUUACAUCUAAAAUUUCUAAAAGCCCUGAACCUACAUGGACAACACUGGCUCCCAGUAAAACACCAUUUAUUUCUUUGAAACCUAAAAUUCCUCUCAGUCCAGAAGUGACACACACCAAACCUGCCCCGGAACCUGAGACCCCACCACCAUCACCACCACCAAUAGUCUUAGAACCUGGAACACUGGGAACCAAACCUUCAACAACAUUAGCGCCACCAAAGACGAAACGACCAGGUCGCCGUCCCCGCCCCCGCCCUAAAACCACACCUAGUCCAGAUGUGCCCAAGUCCAAACCUGCUCUGGAACCUGCUACGGUACAGCCGGAGCCCUUGGGGCCCACAAUCGAUUCAAAACCACCAAAGCAAUUACUUCCUAAACCCCAAACCACAGCAAAACCAGAUAUGCCACCACCUAAAUCCGUCUUGGAGCCUGUUACAUCUGAGCCAGAAGCACCCUCCACAACCAUAGUUCCUGACACAGACAUUGAACCUGUAACUCUGAGAACUGAGGCUCUUCCAACGACAUUAGCUCCAAAAACAUCCCAAAGAACAAGAACACGUCGUCCACGUCCACGUCCCAAACCUAAAACCACGCCGAGCCCCGAGACUCCUCAGGCCAAAUUAGACUUUGAACCUGUUACUCCUGGGACAUCUUUAGCUCCAACAACAACAACAACAACAACAACCACAAAGAGACCCCGUCGUCCACGCCCCAAACUUAAAACCACACCCCAUCCAGAAGUACCUCAGACCAAACUGGUUCCUGCCACAACCCCUGAACCAGUUACUCUUAGGACGGAGGCUCCAGGGACCACAAUAGCUCCCAAAGUGCCUCAAAGAACUCGUCAUCCACGUCCCAAACCUAAAACCACACCAAGUCCUGAAGCACCUCAUACAGAACCGGUUCCUGCUACAGACCUUGAACCAGUUACUCCCAUAAAAGAGGCUCCAGGUACACCAUUUGUUCCUGUUACAGACCUUGAACCUGUUACUUUUCCAACCGAGAUCUCUGGGAUAACAUUAGCUACCAAAGCCUCACAAAGACCUCGUCGCCCACGUCCCAGGCCUAAAACCACACCGAGCCCUCAAGUACCUCAUACUAAACUGGUUCCUGUUACAGCCCUUGAACCUGUUACUCUUAAACCAGAGGCCAGAGGAACAACAUUAGUUCCAACUGCAGUCUUCGAACCUGUUACACUCAGAACUGAGGCUUGGGUGAUGACACGAGCUCCUAAAACAUCAAAACGGACCCGUCGGCCACGUCCCAAACCUAAAACCACACCAACUCCUGAGGCACCUCGAUUCAAACCUGUUUCUACUACAGAUCUUGUACCUGGCACUGAAGCUCCAGAAAUCAUGGCUCUUCCUACAGUCCUUGAACCUGUCAUUUUUAGAACCAAAACUCCAGAAACCACAUUAGCUCCCAUUGAACUGCAAACUCUUACUUUGAAACCAGUGACAUCACCAAGCCUAGACAUGACACAAAGUCAACCUGUUUCUGAAGUCGUGGAAUCGGUUACAUUUAGUACUGAGUCAUCAAAAGAAGCUAUAGUACCAACUGAAACAGAUUAUCCCACUGCCAAAGCACCACUCAGGCCAGAGGAGCCAAAGACUGAAGUUGUGGAAUCUAUUACAUAUGUGUCUGAACCACCCGAGACCAUGCUAGUUACCAUAGAAACAUCACUUCUGCCUUCCCAAACUAUAAUCCUACCCAGCCCAGAUGAGCCUCAGACCGAACCGGCUCCUAAGCAGACACCGCGCACUCCUCCCAAACCAAAAACAUCUCCACGUCCAAGAAUCCCACAAACACAGCCAGUUCCUAAGGUGUUCCAGCGUGUCACUCCAAAGCCUAAGACAUCACCAAGUCCAGAAGUGUCCUAUACUCCAUCUGUUCCAAGAGAUGUGUUCCUUCCCCAUAAACCAGACCCUGAAGUCUCUCAGAGCGAACCUGUUCUGCAACCCGUUACCUUUAGAAUUGAUCUACCAGAGACGACAAUAGCUCCUUUAGAGACACGAGGCAGCCCUUUCAUUCCUAUGAUCUCACCAAGUUCUAGUCAAGAGGAGCUACAAACCACCCUGGAAACAGACCAAUCCACCCAAGAACUCUUCACAACUAAGCUUCCACGAACAACCGAAUUGGCAAAGACAACUCAAGCACCACACAGAUUGUUUACUACUCCUGUGAGGCCCAGAACACCCGACAAACCACACGUCAGACCUGUUCUCAAUAAGACAACUGCAAGACCUAGUAGACCGAAGCCCAGUGGGAUGCCCAGAGGGAAUGGAAUAGGAACAGGGGUCAAGCAAACACCACUGCCAUCUGGUCCUGGUAGAAAUGUAUCCGUGGACUCUACUCACUCCACAAAAAAACCAGCCAUGAUCCCAGGCACUCGUUGCCCACCGUUGCCGCCUCGACCCACGCCCCCACGAAGAAAGCCUCUGCCACCAAAUAAUGUCACUGGAAAGCCAGGAAGUGCAGGAAUCAUUUCAUCAGGCCGAGUAACAUCCCCACCCUUGAGGGCAACCCUCAGACCUACAGAAGCCCCCUUGGAGAGAAUAGAGACGGACAAAAAGCAACCAACAGCUCCUGCCUCUGGAGAAGACCUUGGUAAUAUGACUGACUUUAGUUCAAGUCCAACAAGAGAAACUGAUCCUCUUGGGAAGCCAAGAUUCAAAGGUCCUCAUGUGCGGUAUAUCCAAAAGCCUGAAAAUAGGCCCUGCUCCAUCACUGACUCUGUCAAACGGUUCCCCAAAGAGGAGGCUACAGAGGGGAAUGCCACCAGCCCACCUCAGAACCCACCUACCAACCUCACAGUGGUCACUGUGGAAGGGUGUCCCUCAUUUGUCAUCUUGGACUGGGAUAAGCCGCUAAAUGACACUGUAACUGAAUAUGAAGUUAUAUCGAGAGAAAAUGGGUCCUUCAGUGGUAAGAACAAGUCCAUUCAAACUACAAAUCAAACCUUCUCCACAGUAGAAAAUCUAAAACCAGACACAAGCUAUGAAUUCCAGGUGAAACCCAAAAACCCACUUGGUGAAGGCCCAGCCAGCAACACAGUGGCCUUCAGUACUGAAUCAGCUGACCCAAGAGUGAGUGAGCCAGUUUCUGCGGGAAGAGAUGCCAUCUGGACUGAGAGACCCUUUAAUUCAGACUCUUACUCAGAAUGUAAGGGCAAACAGUAUGUCAAAAGGACCUGGUAUAAAAAGUUUGUAGGGGUGCAGCUGUGCAACUCUCUCAGAUACAAGAUUUAUCUGAGUGAUUCCCUCACAGGAAAAUUUUAUAACAUAGGAGAUCAGAGAGGCCAUGGAGAAGAUCACUGCCAGUUUGUGGACUCAUUUUUAGAUGGACGCACAGGACAGCAACUCUCUUCUGACCAGUUACCCACCAAAGAAGGCUAUUUCAGAGCAGUUCGCCAGGAACCUGUCCAAUUCGGAGAAAUUGGCGGUCACACCCAAAUUAAUUACGUCCAGUGGUAUGAAUGUGGGACCACAAUUCCUGGAAAAUGGUAGAUGCUACAAUCAUGUUCAAAAGUGCCUUCUGUUUCAACAUGGCAAAAAAUAAUUGGAAACAGUAUGAUAUUUGUCAUAUGCAUUUAAAGCUCUUAUGUUUACUAUGUAUAAAAGUUUAAAAUCUAAUUAAUAGCAGUAUUAGAUGUUUAUUAGAAAGAUUGCUAAGAAUAUUUAUCAGGUUUUACAAAGUCAUUUUAAAAAAGCAAGAUAUUGACAUUAACAGAAUAACAUUUUUUUGGGGAAGCUGGCUCCCUUUUCAUGGUAUUUUAAGAGAUCAUUGUAUAUUAUUUAUCACAUUGUUGUAAUGUUUUGAGAUACUUUUAUAACAAAAUUAACAUCAAAAAACUAAUAUACUUGUUAAAAUAUUUACUUUUAUUGUGUAUUCUUCCUACUGGUGAGUUAAUUCCAUAAAUCUCUACUUAGUUUAACUUAUUAGGUCAAAUUAUCUUCAGCAUAUAAAUCUGGGAGGAAAAAAGUCCUAAUAUUUACUUGUUUAUUUAAACUUCAACUUUUUAGCAACAGCUGAGUAUCUCUUCUGAAGCGUUUAAAUAUAGCCACUCAUGCUAAUAUUUCCUUAAAUAUCUGCAAGUUAUGUGAUUAAAAUUUUGUUUAAAUCAGUAAAUUCAUAUUAGCUAAAAAUGGAAUUGAGAAUUUGAUAUAGCAUUUCAAGACACCUAUUUUGUUCUUUCUCUACCCCGAAAUAUGUUAGUCUGAAUUUUCUUUGUAAAACUAUCCCUUUAAGCAGCUGUGUUCAUGCUGUUUUUAAUUCAAAUCAAGCUUUAUGCAGAAACUGAUUGUAAAGUCUAAAGCACAAAAGGAUAAUGCAUGAUGAAAUCCCUAUUAUUUUAUAGGGUAUUUACUAUAUUUUUAACACAGAAAAUCUCUAGGAAUGAAUGUUACCAGAGGCUGUUUUCAUAAUUCUAUCUAACUCAACUUGUAAUGAAAAUCUGACUCAUUUUAAUUUACAAAAGUGUUGUUCCACUUCAUUUGGGGAGAGAGAUGGGAAUGUUGCAUUGUUGCCCUCAUUCUUAAAGGACCUUUCUUUGCAUCCUUUCAACAUGCUUCAAUUUUAUACUACGUUUAUGUUUUUCAAACAAGUAUUAACUCUGCAAUAAAGAGAUGUAGUUUUUUUUAA